AUGCCCUUCUUCAAAGAACUGCGCCGACGGUCGAAAGCAAGUUUCCGAACCUCCGACUCCUCGACAGAUUCCAAUGGCACCGUGCCCACCGCGAAGUCGUCCUCUACUCUUAACUCCGCCCCCGGGAGUGCAACACCGCCUUCAACAUAUCACGCCAAUGGCUCUUCUUACAACGUCUUGGGCACGGUCAAGAGCAGUGGCGACACUCCACCUCCGGUCCCUCAGCGACCCCAUGUGACGGUGCCAAAUUCCAAUAGAAACAGUAUGAUAACUCUAUCUCCUUCCGGCUCUAAUGGGACCAUAAGAGUUCCUCCUCCGACCUCUGCGUAUGCGCCUAAAAUUACCUCAGUCAUGGAUAAUUCAGUGGUCUAUCACAAAGUACUGUUGGUGAAUGGAGAAAUUGGCGAUCCUUAUCAGAAACCCAUGGACGGCAAUCUGACGGUCCAUCACGACAAGGAGGGACAGGCGUUCCCUCCCACGAACUGGCCCGUAUCCGACUCAUACUUCAAAGCGCUGGUCUAUCUCUCACCCGGCUGGAACCGAAUUCGCUUUGACUUUACCUCCCCAAAAUUGAGUCACUACAGCACUGGAUCCGCGCCGACCAUGCACACUUCGUAUAUGAUGCUCAACUACCUCCCGUUGAAUAGCGCCCCUCCUCUUCAGCUUGUCAUCCUGGUUGGGAGGGAUUCGCCCUGUACAUAUGACGCAGUUCCUCAGAGAAUGCACAAUGAGGGCAACGAUCUGUCCAUGGCCAUCAAGAAAUUUCGAAUGGCCGCUCAUCUGUGGCAGACAUUCACUGCAGAACAAAUGUACCGACACAAAUUCGGCCGCAGAUGUUUCAGGUUCGAGGAAGAAUGGCAGACCGGUACACUGUCCAUGCGAGAUUGGGAAAUGGGCAUCAUGAAGAAUGAAGCCAGGAUCCAUGUCGUUCGGGCGGACAAGACUACUGCAGAGUUGCAGGAUCUGCAAUACGCGCAGCAACACUCACCCGCAGCCAAGAAAGGAGAGCUUUACUCAAUUGCGGCGGAUGCUGUCAAGAAGUAUUUCAAUAUGAAGCCGGGACAAAAGCAGCACGUGGCGUGCCUCCUUCUUGAUGCUCACUGGGAUCCAGAAGCCGGAACAAUUAGGGGUCAUGCUGCUCUCGGUGGUACAGGGGAUGACCUUGGCCUGGCCAUUUUCGGCUCACACGCUCUUCAGAGCUAUCCGUCUUGUAUCGAGGAAGUCGUGCCCGCCUUCAUGGACUGCACGCGGACGGACACCAAGUAUGUGGCAAACGAUUGCAAUGAAUCCGGAAGCAGCUGGGAAGCCGCCAACAUUGGUAUUGGCGCUCAUCUGCAUGAGGUCGGCCAUCUUUUUGGGUGUCCGCACCAGGAAAACGGAGUCAUGCUAAGAGACUAUGUCCGAUUGAACCGCACAUUCUUGGUCAAAGAACCAUACUCAACAAGAACAAAAUCGCAAGGUCUCAAGGUCUGUCGCCAGGAAGACGAGUGCGGUUGGCAUCGACUAGACGUGCUGCGUUUCCGAUACCACCCUUGCUUCAGACUCCCGAGUGAUGAGCCCCUCCCACAAGACGACAGUAUUCAGUAUUUUCCAGUUGGCAACGGACGUGUGAUCUGUUCGGCCCCCUCAGGGAUUUCAUUUAUUGAGAUACGGACCGAGGGCGAUGAGCUGUGCCGGCAAUGGAUCGACUUUACCAAUGCUGAUCCCCGACACAGCGCGACCCCCAGACAAAUCACCGUGGCCGAGACUGACAUCCGUGGACGUCUACCUGAAGACAAGAAGAAGGUCAAGCUGUCUUUGACGAUCUUCUGUGGUAGUUCCCGAAGUGAAAAGAUCGAAGAUUUAGAUGACCUCUUGUCGAAGAAAUAUAUUGUGAACCUUCCACACGUCAAGCAGGCGCCGAAGCGCGAUGAAGGCCUGACCAUGAACGCGCUGAACAAUGUUGUUGGGCUGAGCAAGUCCUUCGACUCUCGAUUCGGUUUUCGAAGCAAGAAGCUCGGACAAUCCCAGCUGGAAGGUUCGCAACCAGAGGAGCUGAUCCUAGAAAGCAUUCAUCUCCAGACAAAACUUCUGACGUCGGUCAGAGUUUAUCAUGGAUAUGCACUGGACGGCAUUGAAUUCUGCUAUGAAGACGGCCAUAGUCAACUAUUCGGUAAGAGGGGUGGGAAACCUGGCGGUGACGAAUUCGUCCUUGACACGCGUCGUGGCGAAACCAUUCUCGGCUUUUAUGUGCGUGCCGGGCUUUGGGUCGACGGUAUUGAGAUCUUGACCAGCACCGGCCGAAGAUCGAGUGUUUUUGGGAAUGCAACAGGUGGAUCUGGAUGA
This is a messenger RNA of Fonsecaea erecta, 2325 nucleotides long. RefSeq lists its product as hypothetical. Gene Ontology annotation, cellular component: cytoplasm. NCBI's taxonomy places the organism in Eukaryota, Fungi, Ascomycota, Eurotiomycetes, Chaetothyriales, Herpotrichiellaceae. The coding region runs from base 1 to 2325 and encodes 774 amino acids. The record is from RefSeq and is a predicted model, not a curated record. The transcript has 5 exons.